CCACACGCUCCCGGAAGUGGGAGGUGUCCGCUCGAGUUUGUGUGGCCGCCGCCGCGGGAACGCGAGCCCGGUAAUUUUUCAACGGAGAAAGGCGAGGCUUUCGGUCUUGGCCGAGUGAGAGUGAGCGAGGGUCGGGCUCCAGCAACUGUCUUCUUACGUGGCAGCCGGCAUGGAGCACGAGCGGAGCGAACAGCCUGGCAGCGAGGCCGUGGCUGCCGCGCGGCUGGAGUCUCCCGGGUCGGAGUGUGGGGAGGAGCCGCAGCAUCCGAAUCCCGAGAAAAAGCAACGAUGUAGAUUCGAUGGCCAAGAAACAAAAGGAUCUAAGUUCAUUACCUCCAGUGCAAGUGAUUUCAGUGACCCAGUUUACAAAGAGAUUGCUAUUACAAACGGAUGCAUUAAUAGAAUGAGUAAGGAAGAACUCAGAGCUAAACUUUCAGAAUUCAAGCUUGAAACCAGAGGAGUAAAGGAUGUGCUAAAGAAAAGGCUGAAAAACUAUUACAAGAAGCAGAAGCUCAUGUUGAAAGAGGGCAGUUUUGCUGACAGUUACUACGACUACAUUUGUGUCAUUGAUUUCGAAGCCACUUGUGAAGAGGGUAACCCACCUGAAUUUAUACAUGAGAUAAUUGAAUUUCCUGUGGUUUUACUGAAUACCCAUACCUUAGAAAUAGAAGAUACAUUCCAGCAGUAUGUGAGACCAGAGAUUAACACACAACUUUCUGAUUUCUGCAUCAACCUAACUGGAAUUACUCAGGAUCAGGUAGACAGAGCUGAUACCUUCCCUCAGGUACUAAAAAAAGUAAUUGACUGGAUGAAAUUGAAGGAAUUAGGAACAAAGUAUAAAUAUUGCAUAUUGACAGAUGGUUCGUGGGAUAUGAGUAAGUUCCUGAACAUUCAGUGCCGGCUGAGCAGGCUCAAAUAUCCUCCUUUUGCUAAAAAGUGGAUCAAUAUUCGAAAGUCAUAUGGAAACUUUUACAAGGUUCCUAGAAGCCAAACCAAAUUGACAAUAAUGCUUGAAAAGCUAGGAAUGGAUUAUGAUGGGCGGCCUCACAGCGGUCUUGACGACUCUAAGAACAUUGCCCGAAUAGCAGUUCGAAUGCUUCAAGAUGGAUGUGAACUCCGAAUUAAUGAGAAAAUGCAUGCAGGACAGCUGAUGAGUGUAUCUUCUUCAUUACCAAUAGAGGGCACUCCAGCUCCACAAAUGCCACAUUCUAGAAAAUAACAGCAUUUUUGCCCUUUGCCCAUGGAUCAUUCACUCUAACUGGAGUUGCUACAAAGAGUUAGCAGAUGAAUACUUAUUGAAUUAGUCCUGCGGUGCAAAAUUUAAGCACCUUAAACAUUUACAAUCUUACUACAGUUACAGUUAUAUAUAAAUGUGUGUGAACAGAUUCUGUGGGGAGGGCAUAUUGAAUUUUUUGUCACCAGCACUUUUGAUAUGAGCAGUACUUGUUACACAGUAACAGUUCCUGCUUAGAAUUGACUUUUAUAAUUUAAGGUGUCCAAGAUAUGUCCCUUUUGGUUUUAAAAUGCAAAGGCUUAUUGGCACUCCCCUUGAAUGUCAUAUCUUAUUGAUAUUAAAAUACAUAAUGUAUUUCUACAUUAACAUCAUUAGAUCGAGUCAUUUCUUACAGUGCAGGAAAGAUUGGAAGGCCUUGUCUAGCCUUUGGGUUUUAAGAAUAUCACAGUCCUUUUGGUUUUUGAAUUCUGUAUGUGAAGUUCAGCUGUGCAUGGUGAAUUUCAUAAAGUACUUGGUACACAUAUCUGCCUACAUUUCUUUUCAAUUUGUAGUUGGAAGACUUGUGGUGGAUUAUAGGGUCUUGUUAAGAAUUCAGUUACUGGUGAGGUUAAUAGAAAGUCAGAAGAAAAUUCCAUUUGAAGGAAUAUAAGGGCUGUAGCUCAAACUUUAUAACACAUAAACAUAUCCGUGGGGUUUUUUGGACUUCAUUUUUUUGGUUCCCCUCCCUCUUGUGACACAAAUCUGCCCUAAUUCUUAAAUCUAAGAAACCAUGCUUUGAAAUAGACUAAAAAUAAGGGUCACCACUUAAUUUUGCAUUUGUAUUCAACAUUAUGAGUAGGUAAUAAAAUCAAGUAAUGCUUUUUAACAUAUCUUAUGUUUUUAUUACAAGUUGAUUUUACAUAGUGACCACUAAAUGUUGAAUAGUUAAUUCUUAACUAAUUCUAAAAACAUAAGUGAGUUUAUGGCGUUGAAAAAGCAAAACUGUUAUCUAGAAGGUAAAAAUACUGAAUUUCUCCCUAUAGUUUUCAUGAACAAUUUGCUUCUUCUCUUUUCCUUUCUAUUAGUAGUUGUGCUGCUACUUUAUUUUAAUGAUUUAUAUAUUAACUAAAUGAAUUUUAUAGAAGCUUCCAGCCCUGAUGCAUAGGAAAAAAGGAGGCAUUUUUCUUGGUCUGAGAAUUCUUUCCACAGUGCUGUAGAAAGAAUGAAUUUUGCCUUUGAGCGGUAGUUGUAGAAUAAGAAUAAAGACUAACAAGUAGAUAACAGAAGGCACAAGGGAAUGUGAUGCCCUUAGACAAACCGAUAUGGAUUAUAGUAAAACAAGGAAAUCUAGGUGUUUUACAUUUAUGUAGUAAACUUUGGGGGUGAAAUGGAUAUAUGUUGAAAUUUUUGUGAAUCCUAAAUAGCACCAUAUAAUAUACCAUAAAGUAUUGCUGAAAAUUUCAGAGAAUUUCCUUCAAAUCCUUACUGAGUUGGGCCAGGGCAGAGUAGUAGAGAACAGCACAUCACUGUUGAGAUGUGGAUGCCAGGAGGUCCACUGGCACACUUUUUAGGUGAUUUUUUUCCACGUAGCCACCUUAACCUUAGAAAUCAAAUUCAUGCCACAGCAAAAUCGUAAUUGUCUGUUGCCAGCUUCUGUAGUUGCUUGUCAGUAGCUAAAAUUGCAGUGGGGAAAUCUGAUUUGGGCAAGGAAAUAUUCCCUCUUGUUUUGUUUGUUUUUAAGUCAGACUUCUAAUUUCUGGGCCGAUUUUUCCUUUUUGCAAAAUAGCCCAAGUACUGACAAACUCCUCUUGUAUUUCUUUUUAAGGCUUUCAGCAUUACAGGUUGUCAGUAUCCUUUUGGCUCAGUCAGAUAUUUUAUUUGGUGAUGUUUUACUGUUCUCAUUUUUUUAAAAACUGUUGAGGAAUAAUUGACAAAUGUCGGUGUAUAUAUUUAAAGUGUAAAUGUGAUGAUUUGGUGUAUGUUGUGGAAUGAUUACCAAGAUCACAUCACUUCAUAUAGUUAACUUUUUCUUUUGUGGUGAGGAGAAUGCUUAAGGUCUACUCUCAGCAGCUUUCAAGUAUACGAAACCAUAGUCGGCACUGCUGUACAUUAGAGCCUAAGAACUUACUCUUCUUAUGACUGAAAAUUUGUACCCUUUGACCUAUAUUAGCCCAUCUCUUCCAUCCCCAGCCCUUGGCAACCACCAUUCUGUUAUGUUUCUAUGAUAUUAGCUUUUUUUUUUUUUUUUUUUUAAGAUUCUGCAUAUAAGUGACACCAUGCAGUAUUUGUCUUUGCCCAUCAGCCUUAUUUCACUUAGCUCUCCAGGUUCAUUCACACUGCUGCAAAUGACAGGAUUUCCUUUUUCUUUAUGGCUGAAUAAUAAUCCAUUGUUUAUGUACUAUUUGUUUCAAGAUAUUUUUUGAGUUCUCUUGAUUUCUUCUUUGAUCCAUUGGUUUCUCAGAAGUGUUUUGUUUAAUUUCCACAUAUUUGUGAACUUUUCCAGCUUUCUUCCUAUCAUUGACUUGUAGUUUUAUACCAUUGUGGUCAGAAAGAUAGUUGAUAUGAUUUCAGUCGUCUUAAAUUUUUUGAGACUUAUUUUGUGACCUAAGAUAUGAUCUGUCUUGGAGAGUGUUACGUGUGUGCUUGAGAAGAACAUGUAUUCUGCUGCUGUUGGUUGAAAUAUACUAUAUAUGUCUGUUAGGUUCAUUUGGUCUAAAGUAUCACUCAAGUCUAUUAUUUCCUUAUUGAUUUUCUGUCUGGAUGAUCUGUCCAUUGUUAAAAGUGGGCUAUUGAAAUCCUCUACCAUUAUUGCAUUGCUUUCUAUUUUUGCCUUCAGAACUGUUAAUAAUUGUUUAAUAUAUUUAGGUGCUCAGUAUUGGGUACAUAAAUAAUUGUUAUAUCCUCUUGAUGAAGUGGCCCUCAUUUGUUGCAGUUUUUGAGGUAAAGUCUGUUUUGUCCAAUGCAAGUAUAGCUACUUUAUUCUCUUUUGUUUUCCAUUUGCAUAGAAUAUCUUUUCCUAUGCCUUUACUUUUAGCUUAUGAGUGCCCUGAAAGCUUAAGUGAGUCUCUUAAUGGCAGCAUAUAGUUAGGUCUUGUUUUUAUAUGCAUUUAGCCACUCUAUUUCUUUUAAUUGGAGAAUUUAAACCAUUUACCUUUAGAGUAAUUAUUGAUAGAUAGGGACUUAGUAUCUCCAUUUUGUUAAUUACUUUUGAUUGUUUUGUAGUUCCUUUUUUCCUUUCUUCCUUUCUUUGUGCGUUGAUGGUUUUUUGUAGUGGUAUGCUUUCUUUUUAUCAUUUGUGUAUCUAUUAUAGGCUUUUGCUUUGUGAUUACCAUGAGGCUUUCAUAGUAUAUCUCAUAGUUACAACAACAGUCUUGUGUAAGUAAGCUGACAACAGCUGAACUCAAAAGUUAAGCAUUUCUUUAGCAUUUCUUGUAAGGCAGGUCUAGUGACAAAUUCCCUCAGUUUUUGGUAGUCUGGGAAAGUCUGUAUCUCUCCUUCAUUUCUGAAGGACAACUUUGCUAGGUAAAGUAUUCUUGGUUGACAGUUGACAGUUUUUUCUUUGAGCACUUAGAAUAUAUCAUCCUAUACUCUCCUGGCCUACAAGGUUUCUGCUGAGAAAUCAAACUUUUUUCUUUUGCUGUGUUCAAAAUUCUCUUUUUCUCUGAUUUUUGAGAUUUUUUUUUUUUUUAUUAUAUGUGUCUCAGUAAAGAUUUCUUUGGGUUGAAUCUAUUUGGGGAUCUUUGAGUUGGAUGACUAUAUGUCCCCAGAUUUGGGAGAUUUUCAGCCGUUAUUUCUUUAAGUCAAUUUUCUAUCUCUUUCUCUUUUUCUCUCCCUCUGGGACUCCCAUAAAGCAAAUAUUGUUUCACUUGAUGAUCCAUAGUUCAAGUAAGCUUUCUUUACUCUUUUUUUUUUUUAAUGUAUUUACAUGAAUAAUAGUUUUUAAGGAUUUAUUUAUUUGAGAGAGAGUACGAUUAGGGGGAGGAACAGGGGGAGAGAAUCUCAAGCAGACUCCCCACCAAGCAUGGAGCCCAGUGCAGGGCCUAAUGCUAGGACCCUGGGAUCAUGACCUAAGCCAAAAUGAAGAGUCAGCCACCUAACCUCCUGAGCCACCCAGGCGCCCCUAUGAAUGAUAUUUUUUUUAAAGGUGUGGCGGGGGGCACCAUUUAAACCUGGUGAGGCAAGCAUUAACAAUCCUACUUGCUGAAUUGUGAAGCUAAAUUCAGUGGCUGAAACAAAGACAUUCUACUGUUUGGUAGGAAUAAAAUCCAGGUCCCCGGGCGCCUGGGUGGCUCAGUUGGUUAAGCGACUGCCUUCGGCUCAGGUCAUGAUCCUGGAGUCCCGGGAUCGAGUCCCACAUCGGGCUCCCUGCUCGGCAGGGAGCCUGCUUCUCCCUCUGACCCUCCCCCCUCUCAUGUGCUCUCUGUCUGUCUCAUUCUCUCUGUCUCAAAAAAAAAAAAAAAAAAAAAAAAAAUCCAGGUCCCCUUUUCCAGGUCUUAGGGCUUAUAAGAACAUAAAAGUUCUGCCCUUCAGUCCUGUGGGCCCAGAGCAGGGGCAUCCAGUGGUUGCUGGGUGUGGAUUGCAAAGAGAAGUGUGACCUGCACACACCAAGAUUGAGGGUGGAGAAGAGGGUACCGGUCCUCCGAAGCCCUUGGUGCCCAGCUCUAGCAAAGGAGGUGGGGGUGGGAUAGUGAGACCCCAAUGAGAGAAUCCCCAGUGAGGCAGCUUUCUGCACCUAGUCCCUAUCUAGCACAGUGUGCACACCAGUCUGCACACCAAAGGGUUCUGUACCCCCCCCGCCCCCCCGCAGCCCAACCCAGCAGGCCCUUGUCCUGAGCUCAGGGGCCUAGAAGGGUGGACAUCUGGCCAAUGGUGGUCUGAGAAGUGGCAGAGCACUGUGCUCUGGGCUGCCCACCUGGGUACAGGAUUGCUGAGACAGCCGGUCCCCCGUGGGCAGUGCCAUCUCCACUGUAGGAGGAGGUGUAAGUUGCCUAAACCCCCAAGCAUCUUCUCUCUCCCCAGCAGUGGUGGUCCUUGCUAUCUUCCUCCCUGUGGUUGAGCCUGCCACCCAGCCCAUAGGUUCUGUCACCAUCCCUCCACUGGGCUGAGCUGUGCUGUCCUCUCUCCACUCUUUUUUACUCUAAUUUUUUUAUCCUCUGGAUAAUAUCAAGAGAUCUGCCUUUAAGUUCUCAGAUUUUUUUCUUCUGCCUUAUUGAGCCUGCUGUUGAAGUUCUCUGUUGCAUUUUUCAUUUUAUUCAUCUGUGGAGUAGUGCUCCCUUUGUCCAUUGGGGAUACAUUUUAAGACCUCCAGUGAAUACCUGAAACCACAGAUAGUCCUGAACCCUAUAUAUGCUAUGUUUUUUCUUAUGCACACUUGCUUAUGAUGAAGUUUAAUUUGUAAGUUAGGCACAGUAAGAGAUUAACAAGUCACUUAUAAUGAAGUAGAAUAGGUACAACAGUAUAAUAAAAGUUAUGUGAAUGUGGUCUCUCUCAAAAUAUUGUACUGUACUCAUGUUUCUUCUUGUGAUGAUGUGAGAUGAUACAAUGCCUACAUGAUGAGCUGAAGUGAGGUGAAUGACGUAAGCACUGUGAUGUAGUGUUAAGCCACUGUUGGCUUUCUGACAAUACGUCAGAAGGAGGAUCGUCUGAUUUGGGUGAUCCUGAAUCAUUGAGCCAUGACAGUGUCGGUGGUUGGAUGUCAGGAGCAGACAGUGUUGAUGGUUGGGGAUCCUCCAUAGGUGAAGGGUUUUUUUUUGCUGAAAUCUUAUAGAAGAACGUUAUAAUCAGAAAUGAUUGUCUUUGUAACUCAUCAAAGUAUUGUUGUAGAGGUUGUAAUCCUUUGGUGAUCAUAUGGGUGACUUUAAUGCUGCGUUCCAUCUGAGGAUUGUAUUCCAUGAUUUUGUCCUUUGUGCAAUUCAAUAUAUGUCAGCAAAUUUUGGGAAUGUCUACAUUGCUGGUUGUGCUUCAGUUUCUUCUUCAUCUUCCUCUUCUAUACAUGAUUCCAGAAGUUCUUCUAAUUCCUCAUUUGUUAACACUUCUUGAUGGCCUUCAAUAUGUUCUUCACUUUCUCAAGAAUGUUGGCAAUUCCUCUCCAAUAGCUUAUCUUGCUGUGUGAAUGAUUCUCCUAACUUCUCCAUCAAUCCCUUGGGAAGUCUUUAAAAUUAUCCACGACUUCACUUGAUAAGUUUUAGGAGGCAUAUACAGUUUCUGGUUUUAAUUCAUCCAUUGCAGCUUUGAUGAAUGUUACUGCAUGAGCAGUAAUGAAUGAUUUCCAGCCCUGCAUUAUGUCCAGAUUAGAGUCUGCACCAAUUGAUGGUUGAAUGCAAUCAAAUACGAGGCAGGUGUUUGUGGCUUUCACAAAGCAAAUGAUGCCCUGGCCACGGGGCUGAAGCCAUGAGGUAUUUAGAGGUUAAAAUGAAACUUCAGCAUUUUCAUUUUCAUUGCAAACAGAUUCAGGAUGGCCAGGUAGUGGCACUGUUAUUAAUAGGACUUUAAAUUCCAACCCUUCCUCUUCCAAGUAUUUUUUCUCUUUCAGGAUGAAGCACUGGUGGAACCAUUCCAGAAAAAAGAUGGCUCUCACCCAUGCUUUCUGAUUAUGUUGCCAGAACAUGGGCAGAUAAUUUUUGUUUUCGUUUUUGACAGCGCAUGGGUUCUUUGCUCUGUACCCUCUGCCUGGUGUAUCAUAUACCUUGCAUAAGUGUUGCCACAUAGUAGAGUUAGCCUGUCCUUCUAUGUUUUAUGCCCUGGGACCCCUCUUGCGCUUUUAAGAGGGUACAUUCUAUAGGGCAUCUUCUUCCAGAAAAGACUGAUUUCAUUGCAGUUAAAGACUUGGUUUGGGCGGCAUCCUUUCUCUUUUUGGGGGGGGGGAUGGGAGAGGGAGAGAGAAUCUUAAGAAGGUUCCACACCCAGUAUGGAACCCGAUGCGGGCUCAAUCUCAUGACCUAAGUCAAAAUCAAGAGUUGGAUGCUUAACUGACUGAACCAUCCAUGCGCCCCGAGUAUCCUUUCUCUUUAAUCAGCUUCUUCAACUCUGCCAAAACUGUAGCAGCAGCUUCUUCAUUGGUAGUCACAGCCUCUCCAGUAAUUUAUGUAUUUUUUAAUCUAAACCUUUUCUUGAAUCUGUGAUAAUCAUCCGUUAUCUGCAGUAAAUGGCUUCAUGUCCCUUAAGGGAUCCCCCGUCAUUGGAGGGGCCGAGCUCCCGCUGGUCGUCCUGCAGAGGUCCUGUGCGUGGCAGUGGUGGCGAGGGCUGGUGGGAUCCUCGGAGGCAGAGGCUGCUGGGGUCCCUCAGUUCUCCUUUUUUGCCCCUGGGAGAAGUUUCUAGCCGAGGGCUGCCUCCUGGCACUUGGCCUGGCGUCCUGGCCCUCAGAGCGGUGGUGGGGUGGGGUCCUGGGAUCACGUGCGCGUGGAGCUACCACGGCGCCUGGGGUCCGUGGCCGCGGGUGUCUGGCGUCCAGGGGGUCCAGGCGCGGGCUGAUCUGUGAAACGAGGGUUUGGGUCCCGGGCUCCUCCCAGUGACUCGGGUGGGGUGGCGGGGAGGGGGCUGCAGCAGCGCAGGCCCGGGGAUGACAGGGUGCAGCGGUGGUUUGGGCCCAAGGGGUAGUGUGCGGUCGCGGCACAGCCGGGGGACAGUGGGUCCGGGUGCAGUCUCAGGAUGGCAGCAGCAGCGGCAUGUUCCUGGGGAGGCCCGCUGAAGCCACGUGUCGGGACCCAGGGGGAGGGUUGCGGAAGGGUGCGAGCUCGGUGACUACAGUGACAGCAGAGCCGUGAGCUGGGACCGGUGGGUGCAGGUCUCAGAGUAGUGGCAGCAGGGCCCCAGGGAUGGCCGUGCAAGCAGGACGCGCGACCUUGAGGGCAGGGCUCCGAGCAGCAACAGGUGUCCCAUGAUGGUGGGACAGAGUUGCCCCCUGGGGGAGGGGGCACAGAGCGGUAGCAGCUCUGGUCCUGUAUGUGGCGGGGCGCUGUGGCAUCCCGAGCUCGGAGUGGGGCGUAGCCGCAGCUGGGGUCCUGGGGACCGGGCUCACUGGGCCACACCACCAGCCCCGAGGGAGAGGAGAGGCAGCAGCUGGAAUCCGCGUUCCUCAAGACUGGGGGGUCCUCAGUAGCCAAGGCGUCCACAGCGGUGAGGCUUGCUGGGGGUCCUUCCAACUUUAUGGCAGCCAUCUGCUGUGGUCGAAUCGCUAUUCUACUCACCAUCAUACCUGCUUCAGGCCCCAGCAAAUUAGCCUAUCAAUCUUGUGCUCUCGCUUCUGGUUUUUUUUAAGACCUGCUUUGAUUCCAGCCUUCUCCUUCCGCAACUACCCAGACCUUUGGCAAUAAGUUCAUCUAUUUAUUCCCUCAUUGCACAGAUUCAUAUUUAUCUCCAUGUUUUUUCUGUUCCUCCAACGAGAUUGUAAAUUCUUCAAGUGCAGGUUCUUACAUAUUGUAUCCCCAGAACCUAACACAUAAGGGAUGCUCAGUUAAAAAUAAUUAAUGGUGGUAAAAUGUGUUCCAUAAGAUCAGUACCUUUUUCUGAAAUUGCAAAGGGUGGAGAGCUUAAGUGUUGACUACUCUCUGAGAAAGGGGUUGCCUCGUGGGCAGACUUACAGAUACGGGCUGGGCUGUUCUCUGUUACUAUGCACCAUAAAUACAUUUUUAGAGACUUUGACUCAGUAGCAGUGAUGGUUAAUCCCCGUCUAUACUUGGCUUUCCCUCUAGGUGCCAGGAAAAGCAAACAAAUGUUAAGCUCUCCUUCCUAGUUCAGACUCUGCACUGCUGAUAAAAAAAAAAUCUGCUCCAACUAUCUUUGGCUUUGAAAAGGUCAUUGCUUACUUUUCCUUUGUUUGGAGCCGUGAUUUUUCAAACUUUUAUGCACAAGUACUCCCUAAUACUUUUUUAAAAACUAGUUUUAAAAGGAAAAUAUUAACACUGUAUAUUUAAAGCUGACCCUAAGUUUAAAUAAAUUGGCAAAGGGGUAUAAUUUCCAGCAUAGUAUAAAUAUUGAUAUUUUAAAACAAAAUGUUCAUUACUCUUUCAGAUAUACCCAGUAGAGUCGAGAUAUCGUAGAAAUUCAGUACCAUCAACCAGUAUAGAUAAUACACAAAGAAAAAUACACAAAUAUUUAAAAUUUAGAUCUUUCUUUUUUCUUGAAGUUGUAUUUUCAUUGCAAUUUCCUCACAAGAUUUUAUCCUAAUGUAACACAGCAAAACUCUACCAUAAUACCUAGAUGGGACCCCCAAAAAUUGAAUUGUGAAAAUCUGAAAUCAUAUUAUUGCAAUAAUAAAGCGGGGGGAGUGUAUGUUUUAGUCUGUACUGUCACACAGGACAAAAGUAAAAAUAAUGAAACUUAGACAAGCUGGCGAUCACUUUCUAACCACCACCACCACCAGCAGCAAGUGCCUUCCCCAGAGAAGCUUAGAAUGUUUGGGAAUAGGAGGCUGGUUUGAGGGACAGGGGUCAAUUCCAUUAGAUCAAAUUUUCAUAUUCCUGCAGUUGGUUGCCUUAGAAUUUUUCUAUAUAUUUUUAUGCUUGAAAGUCAUAUCAAUCACACUGUCAUAUACA
Molecule: messenger RNA, 10746 nt
Organism: Mirounga angustirostris (Northern elephant seal)
Lineage: Eukaryota; Metazoa; Chordata; Mammalia; Carnivora; Phocidae
Gene: ERI1
Product: exoribonuclease 1
Exons: 7
Coding region: 170-1219 (349 amino acids)
Biological process (GO): exonucleolytic trimming to generate mature 3'-end of 5.8S rRNA from tricistronic rRNA transcript (SSU-rRNA, 5.8S rRNA, LSU-rRNA)
Cellular component (GO): cytoplasm; nucleolus
Molecular function (GO): 3'-5'-RNA exonuclease activity; nucleic acid binding
Source: RefSeq, a predicted model, not a curated record